UGGAAGCGUCGAGUCGCAGGCGUUGCUCUUGGCCCAGCGGAGGGAUGCCUGGCCAGCGGUAGAGGCACUUGCUCGCUCGCUCUCCGGGCGGCCAACAAGUGUUCUCGCACUCGAUGGGCGCCAACGCAAUCCUUCUUCCACUGAUGAGUCGCGACUCCUCGAUGGCCUCGUCAGCCGUGGACUAAUUAAUAAUUGUUACUCGUGAAGAAGAAAAAUAGUGCUGCUGCUUUUAAGAACAUGCGUCUCUGACUUUCAAGCGAACUGUUUUAAAGUUAAGGCUUUGCGUUGCGGUUAUUGCAGUUGAUUUCCAAGCGUUCUCACGGUCUCUGCCAGAAAUUGGAGGAAUCCCUCGGAGGAAAACGGGUACAUACAUAAUAUAAAUUAACAAAAGUAGCUGCUGCGUCUCUGUAGAAAAAAUUGUAUAUUCGUACGUGUCUGUGUGUUGUUCUACGUGUUUGGAUGGUGUAGAAGAAGAAGAAGAAGUGAAGAGUUAAGAAAGAUGAACGGGUCGGUGGUGCAGGACGAGUUGUUGCUGCUGCGGCUGGCGGACGACGAUCGCGACGUCUUCCUGCUGUUCAACGGCUCGCUGAACGGCUCGGCCCUCAACGGCAGCAGCAACGACACGUUGCUGCUGUUCGACGACAACCCCUAUCCGAGCGGCAACUCGAUGAUGCACAUCAUCCUGGCGUCGGUGGUGGUCACCGUGCUGAUGAUCGUCGUCGUCGUCGGCAACAUGCUCGUCAUCAUCGCGAUCGCGACCGAGAAGUCGCUCAAGAACAUCCAGAACUGGUUCAUCGCGUCGCUCGCCGUCAGCGACUUCUUCCUCGGACUCGUCAUCAUGCCCUUCUCGCUGGCCAACGAGCUCAUGGGCUACUGGAUCUUCGGCCCGUUGUGGUGCGACAUCCACUCGGCCCUCGACGUCCUCCUCAGCACCGCCUCCAUCAUGAACCUCUGCCUGAUCAGCCUGGACCGCUACUGGUCCAUCACGCAGGCCAUCGACUACCUGAAGAAACGCACGCCGCUCAGGGCGGCCAUCAUGAUCUGCCUCGUGUGGCUCCUCAGUGCCCUCAUCUGCAUACCGCCCCUGCUCGGAUGGAAGGUCGAACGGCCCCCCGAAGAGUUCCCCAAAUGCGAGCUGAGCCAAGACCUGGGCUACGUGCUGUACUCGGCGCUGGGCUCGUUUUACAUCCCGAGCUGCAUCAUGGUUUUCGUUUACAUCCGAAUCUACUUCGCGGCGAAGGCGCGCGCCCGGCGCGGCAUCCGGAAGCGGCCGCCGAAGCAGGAGGAGCAAAAGCAGAGCACGAGCUUCACGACGGUGGCCAAGUUGAUGCCGCUGGCGCACAUCCACAGCCUGGCCGGCGACGGCCCCUUCCCGGGCGGCCUCAUGAUCCCGGGCGCCGAGCACGGCUACAAAUCGGCGGCGCCGACCAUCGUCGAGGAGGCGGCGGGGCCGAGCGCGAUCGCCACCGUGGAGAGCGCGAUGGCCGCCUCCGGCGGCCAGGCCACCAUCCAAAUCCCGGUGGUGACGUGCGACCUGGCGUCGGACGUCAGCAUCAGCGACGCCGACAUGUCGAUGCAGGAGAACGGCGCCGCGUACCUGGAGGCGCCGCGCCACGGCGUCACCUUCAUCCAGCAACACGCGACGCACCCGCUCGCCAGCGCCUUCCGCGACUCGAGCCAGUCCGUCAACGGCGACCUGCGCCAGACCGAGGCCAACACCAUCAGCGUCGCCAUCGACAACGACAUGGUCAGCGAGUUCGACCCGUCCUCGUCCGACUCGGGCGUCGUCAGCAAGUGCGCCGUCGUCAAGCCGCUCAAGCUGCGCCUCAUGAAGCCCAUCUUCAGUCGCAGGAGCAAGGCGGCCAAGGAGGCCGACAAGAAGGCGGCCGCCGCAAAGAGUAAAGCGAGGUUGCCGGUGUGCCGCGAGGUGCCGGAAGUGGCCAAGCUUCCUCAGUACCAAAUGCCGCCCAAGCCGAGAGACCCGGAGCGCGAGAAGCGGCGGGUGGCGCGCAAAAAGGAGAAACGCGCCACGCUGAUCCUGGGCCUGAUCAUGGGCUCGUUCAUCGCGUGCUGGCUGCCCUUCUUCCUCAUGUACAUCAUCACGCCGCUGUGUCCGGUGUGCGACAUCCCGCCGGUCGCCUUCUCCAUCGCCUUCUGGCUCGGCUACAUGAACUCGGCCCUCAACCCGGUCAUCUACACCAUCUUCAACAAGGACUUCCGCAGGGCCUUCCGCAGGAUACUCUUCAAGUGACCGUUCUAGUCGCUGAUGCACGCCCCUGAGAUAUGCCAAGCCGUUCGCCAAAAGACUUUUCUGCUUGCUACUCUCGUCAUUUGUUCUCGUUCGUUCGACGGUUCGCGCCAAAAUAUACAAAUUCAUCGCCGCCAGCUGCGUAAAUUUUCUGUGUUUUGAUUUUUGUGAACGUUUUCGAAACAAAGCCCAAAACAUCCUUAAUUAUUUAUUUUAAAGACCAACAUUGGUUAUUUUUUUUUAUUUUAAAUUCUUAAAGUAGAUUAAAUUUCAUGACCAGAGGUGAAAUUGCGAUCAGAAAAUAUGCACAAUAAACGUAAAAAGUCGAGUUUCACCUUUUCCCGCCAAAUAUUUUUGAACUUCCGAGGAUAAUUAGAUGCAGAACUUGCAGAUGAUAUUGAUAAAUCACAGAGAUGCAAUCACUGCAUCUAGAUCAUAAUUUCAAUUAAAUAUACAGCAACGAACUUCCCUCAAAAUUCAAAGUUUUUUGGCGGGAAAAUUUGAACCACUCCUUUAGGUGUGAAUUUUUGAUCGCAAUUUUAACGCUGAGCAUGAAAUUUGGCCUUCUUUCAGAUUUUGAAUUGAAAAUAUUUCCUGGUGUGAGUCUUUGUUAUUAAUCCGAUUCCAAAAACUGAAGUAUUAUUUUUUUAUUUUGCUAAAAUUGUUCCAAAUGCAGCCAUAUUUUAUAAAUUGGCCAUCAUUACGGCAAAAAUCCCUUUAUUUUCAAUUUUAAAAGUAAUUUUGUUUGCAAUUUUGGUUUCCUUUAGAAAUUUUAAACUUUCCACUUCCAAAUUGUGCUUCCCUUUUUCUCCGCUUAUAUUUGAUACGCAGCUGAUAUUUUUGCGGGACGAAACCCUGAUUACGUACGUAUGAAACGUCGAAUUGCACUAAAACUGAAACAAUUGCUCUGUACAUAUUUUAAACUUAGCGAAAAGAGUGACUUUUGUAAGAACUAACGAUUAUUAAAAAAAACUAAACUACUGUACUUGUUAUCAAUCUGUGGCUAACUAAUUACACCUUAAGAGUUAAAUAUUAUAUAUAAUAUUAAAUUUGAGAAACAACAAUGAAACAAUUAUUAAUUAAGGUAUUAAAAAAUAAUGUUGACGCGCGAGGAAUAAUUGUACUGUGAUAUUAACGCUUAAAAAAAACGAGGAAUGCGAUGUUGUGAACGAACACACACAUACAAGACUUGGGGUUGCGAGAUAUUUGAUGCCGACUUAAACAAAAUACGUGCACGUGUAAACAAAAUCAUAAUAAUAUUGAAUAUGUGAGAUAUUUUCGUUUGCAAGCAAAAAUACAUCCCCCCAUGCAAAUUAUAUAGUUGAGAGUGGUGAAAAAACGAGGUCAUACACAUACUGCAUCUUGUCAUUAUUGCAAGUACAAUCAUCCAGAUAGAAAGAAGGCACGAAACUGGUUGAUCCGUUGGACGGCCUGGCUGACCAACACCUACCAGUUGGUGGGCAUUCAGUAACCUGUUUCUGAGCUUGGAGGUCGCUGAAUCCCUGGCAACAGGAGACAAAAAUAAGAGUUAAGUGUACACAUGUCUAACCCUUAACUAAUAAUUUACUUACAAAAAAAAAAAAACACAAUGAAGCAACGAAAUUAAACUUUGGUGGAUCUCAUUUCACCGUGAAAACUGGUUGCCAACUGAAAACUCUAAUACCCUGAAAUUGUUAUGAUUAUUUUUUAAAAAUCCAAAUAAUUAAUUGAAAUUUGUAGCAAAUUUUAUUGAAAAAACAUUCAUUUGUAAAUGAUGACUUUACUAUACCAAUUUUUAAUCGCUAAACGUUUUUAAAAUUUAGUCCAAACAUGUUUGAGCACGUUUAAGGUCACUUUUUGCCUAAAUUCUGACUUUAAGGAGAAUUUUUUUGUUAAAAAUGCCCCUUUUUUUAAGAAGAGAACAAAUUAAACAAAAAGGUUCAUAUUUAUUUAUUUUUUUUUGCUUUUCUUGAAAUGAAUAUCCAAAGGUUUUUUAAUUUCCAGUUUUAUAAAGAAAAAAUUUGUGGAUUUUAUUUUAUUUAAUUAAAAUAGACAACAAUGCCAUUUUAAAAUGCACAGUUUAUUAUUCUCGAUUAUUUGAACUAGAUUAUUUUUACUUUACCUCCAUAAAAAUCAAUUUUUUUUAUUUUUUUUUUUUUAUAUUUGACCUAUUACUUAAAAUUAAGGUAAAAAUGAACCUAAACGUUGAAGACAUUCACAAUUUUCUUCUAAUUUAUAUCCCUUUAAGAAAAUUUUAAAUAUUUGAAUAUGACCUUUUUUUUCAAAUUCCAUAAAAAAGUGAAUAAAACUAUGUUGUGACUUCUGGGUUUUAUUUUUGUAUUAUUUCAAUUGUCAACCAGAGUCUACGGUGAAAUCCAUCCUUUGUGAAAUGGUGCUAAAUUUCGAGGAAUGAGAGCAUGAUAUUAAUUAUUAAUAUGUGGGUGGCGCGGCGUGUGUUCAGAAAAAUGUUAAUAUUUUCAAAGGGCAUAUCAAAAAGGUUGCUUUUUCAGGACGGUUCUCGUCGUUGCUCUUCUCGCAGACCAAAAAUAAUACCGAUGCAUUUAGAAAAGCUCUAUUUUUAAAUCCACAAAACAUGCCACGAAAUUCCAAUGAAAUAAAAAAAAAAAUCCUGCACAAUAAAAAAUUAAAUUAAAUAAAGAAAGAAAGUUCAGCACCGUUGGAGACACUCAAGAGAGAUUCUUAAUUGUAAAUAACCCGUUAUUUGAUGGAUGUUUUCAUAUAUUUAUCAUUAUAAAUAAAUCUUUAACAAAAUAUAUUCUACACGCAUAUGUGAAAAAAUAAAAUUUAUCCGACUCAAGAGAGAAUGUGGAUAAUUUUUCAUUCAGCUGUGGCACGUCAAGUUUGAAAUAUCCUAAGAAAAUGCUUGAGCCCCAUUCUUCUUAGGAUCAUCUCAGACCGUCUCAAAAGCCACAGAAUAAAAUGUAUAUGAAUCGAGGCCGGAAAUAAUGUGCGUAUAUUUUCAUACAAAGCCAAAGCAGACUUAAAAAGAAAGCGAUAUUUGUAGAGAGGGACUAAAUAUAUAUAAAACUACUGAUCAUGUUGUUGCAGCCGAAGUAAAACUUUACGUGUGUGUUGUGUCGUUCUGUAAUUGUAGAAAAACGGGAGAGAAAAGAAGAAAUUUAAAGUUGAAUAAUAUCCACGUACAUUCUAAAUGUUUCAUAGCCCAUUGAAAAGCGCGAAAAUUCCGACAUUCAAAUACAUACGCGCCUUGUAAAUCUCUAACUAUAAAUUAUACUGUAAAUGUUAUGUACAAUGCAGAAUUUUAUUCGCGGCGGACUGUUGUUCCGUUCAAAAGAGGAAGCUUAACGGUGUCGAAAAUAAUUAUACACAUUCAGAUUUUAAUUAAACACGCCACAAAAAUAAAAUAAAAUGCUUCUUCAACGCAGUGAAUAUGGUGCGCUCAUUCACCGCACUCUCUCAGCUUAGGAAAUAUCCAUGAUAUAAAAAAAAAAUGAAAAAUACUAAAGAAGAUAUGAAACUAUAUUAGCAGGAAGGAGCAAAGACGCAGAUGAGUAUUCGUCAUUGGCGUGUAUUUGAUUCCGAAAACAAUGUUAAACUGAUGAGAUAUGAGUGUACGUAAUUCAAGAAACCAA
Neocloeon triangulifer is the source of this 5841-nucleotide messenger RNA. It is a transcript of the gene Octalpha2R, whose product is annotated as alpha-2C adrenergic receptor. Gene Ontology annotation, cellular component: membrane. Bases 500 to 2251 code for a protein of 583 amino acids. Gene Ontology annotation, molecular function: G protein-coupled amine receptor activity. Gene Ontology annotation, biological process: adenylate cyclase-activating adrenergic receptor signaling pathway. The transcript has 3 exons. NCBI's taxonomy places the organism in Eukaryota, Metazoa, Arthropoda, Insecta, Ephemeroptera, Baetidae. The record is from RefSeq and is a predicted model, not a curated record.